Messenger RNA from Adineta steineri, 792 nucleotides. The record is from the annotation of a GenBank genome assembly. NCBI's taxonomy places the organism in Eukaryota, Metazoa, Rotifera, Eurotatoria, Adinetida, Adinetidae.
AUGGCAGAAACACAUGAAUUUUAUUUUGAUGACGAUGGUAUUAAUUCAGAACGUAUUGUAAAUGAUGAAUAUCAGGUGACUAAUGAAUUUUUUUGUACGAUUUGUCAAAGUCUUCUGUGGAAACCAACAUCAUGCGGAUCUUGUCAUCAUUUAUUCUGUGAUAAAUGUAUUCAAAAAUGGAAGAGAAUUAAUUCACCUUCAUGUCCUUUUUGCUGUACUCCAUAUGUAGAAAAACGUGUUCCACCAUAUAUUCAUUCUCUUUUGGGUCGUUUAUCUAUUCGUUGUCGAAAUAGUUCAUUUGGUUGUACAGAAAUUUUAUCAUAUAAUUCAUUAGAACAACAUGAAACAAAUGAAUGCCAAUAUCCAACAAAACAAUGUCACAUAUGUGGAAAUUAUAUAUUGACAGAUGCUAGUGACCAACAUCAAUCAUCUUGCAUCCCAGCUUUAAUUGAAUGUCGUAUAUGUAAACAUCUUGUAGAUUCAGAAUCAUUUUCACAGCAUACGAGUGAAUGUUUUCGAGCAAGAUUAGAUGAUUUCAUAGAUCGCAUGACACCUAUCAAUACUCCAGCUGCUUUACCUCUACAAAAAAAUAAUGGAAACACGUUCGAUCGGCUAACUGAUCUUCCUCAUCAGUGGUUCUCAAGCUGCACUAAUUAUAUAUUUCCUUCUGUGUUGUGGUUUUGCAACUAUUUUAGAAUUUUUUAUUGUUUUGGCAAUAUUAAUACAAGAUCAAGUUUCAAUUUCUAUGUAUCGAUCAUUUACCUUUAUUAUUUUGUUUACUGGAUUAUUUAA